AUGCGCAGAAGCCAUCAGGGAAAGCUAUCCCAUGACUUAACCACGCCCUUCACUCGCUGCCUACUGCAAAGAGUCCCGGAAAUGCCAGGGAAAUUUAUGCCGUUGGACUUCUCAAAACAGAGGUUGCGACAGCUUCACCAUCAAAUGUGGGUCAAAGAAGAAAGAAUAGCUGAACUGGAAACAGAAAAUGCUAUUCUGCACCUGAAAUUGGCAGAGAAGCUUCAACAAGAUGUCAAGGAGUUUCGGAAUUCUUUCCUGGUGCUCUUACAAAGCUGUCAGGAGGAGUACCAGAGCUGCCUGUCUGACUUAGUGGCUGUUGUGCAGAGGGCAGAGCUGAGCAGCGAGGCUCUUCGAGCUUCUCAGUCAGAGGCUACACACCUACAGCAGUGCUUGCAGGAACUGGAGUCACGCUACCACUUGGAGCAGCAGAGGAGGAGGACCCUCCAUAACAGCCUGGUGGUGAGUGCCUGCAUUGCCAGCACAGAGCUGAAAGGGAACAUCCGAGUCCACUGUCGCAUUCGUCCCUCUGUGUCGGUUGAUGAGGAGCUGGUCGGUCCGACUUCCCAGAACUGCCCCACCCCUGGAGAAGUGGUCCAUGCUGUUAAUGACCGACAGAAAGCAGGCGAGCUCAGCCACUCUUCAAGUGGCGCUUACCUCACAAGGGUUAAAGCUCGGGCACUUGAGGAUAGCUGGGAAACAGUCCUGGUGAGGUGUGUACUUCCUGGCCGCCCUCCUGCUGAGAAGACCUAUACCUUUGAAAGAGUGUACGGCCCAGCAGAACCUCAGGCAGCGGUGUUUGGAGAUGUGCGCCCCCUCCUCAUAUCCCUUCUGGAUGGGUAUAAUGUAUGCAUUAUGGCAUACGGACAGACUGGAAGUGGGAAAAGCUACACCAUGUUGGGGCCCCACUCUGAGGAUGACUCUGCGCUGCUAUCGGGUGCUCGUGACGACUUGGGGAUCAUCCCCAGAGCAGCUGAGGAACUCUUCAGGCUCAUGUCAGAAAACCCUUCAAGAAGCCCAAAGGUUGAUGUUUCCAUAGUAGAAAUUUAUAACAACAACAUUUUUGACCUUCUGGCCAAAGACGGUUCUACAGUGAUGUCUGGGGCUAAGUGCCAGGCAGCGACAACUCAGGAGGGACGUUCAGAGGGACCCAAGCUGACCUGCAGGUCUGUCACCAGUGCCGUGGAGUUUGUGGGGCUCAUCCACAGAGGCGUGAAACUCAGAGUGCUCAGAGUGCAGCACCCCACCCUGGUGCACCAGAACUCUUCCCGAGCUCACCUGGUUGUCACGGCAACGCUGACCACAGCUUCCUCCUUGGGCAGCACUGCCCCACAGUCCAGCCAGGCUUCCCUCCAGAAGAAAGCAGGGGCAGGGAAUUGGUGGACUGCCCAUCCCCGGGCUUCAUCUCCGCGCACUGUUCCAGUGGAGUCUGCAGACCAAUUUGAGCAGGUGCUGGCCAAGCUGCAGCUUGUGGACUUGGCCGGCAGUGAGUGUGCAGCAGUGUCUGGGGUGACUGGUUUGGCACUGAAGGAGACCUCCUUCAUCAACCGGAGCCUGGCUGCCCUCGCAGAUGUGCUUGGAGCCCUGUCAGAGCACUGCGACCACAUCCCAUAUCGGAACAGCAAGCUCACGUACCUGCUCCAGGAUUCCAUCGGCGGUGAUGCAAAGUUACUGAUGAUUCUGUGUGUAUCCCCCGGGCAGAAGCACAUGGCAGAGACUCUACGGGGCCUAAAAUUUGGGGCUCGAGCACGGCAGGUUGAGCGAAGAGCACCCAGAAGGAGACCUUGCAGCUCCCAGAUGCAGAGGAGGCUGUUUGCUCCCUGGGCCUGGGGUGAACCUUGCCCCAGAUCCCUGGACCCUAGAGUGAUAGGGGAUAAAGUGGCUGGAGAGGAGACUUCUCCUGGAUCAGGAGCAUGGCUGGACCCACACCUGGAAAAGGAGCUGGACUUACUGAAGGUCAGACACUGCAACCACAGGUCGGGUAAGACAAAGAUUGGUCUCUACAGACCCAGUAGCAAGUGUGACCCAAGACUAGGUGACAGUAACCUAAAUGACCAGCAACUGGCCCUGAGGACUCUAAACCCCAGUGUGGCCAGACAGGGCAUCAACUCAACAUAUCAAGCCUGUCAGGGACUCAGCGUGCACUGGGCGAAGCUUGUUACUGGGGACACAGAAGACCUUUAA
Molecule: messenger RNA, 2181 nt
Organism: Microtus oregoni (creeping vole)
Lineage: Eukaryota; Metazoa; Chordata; Mammalia; Rodentia; Cricetidae
Gene: Kif25
Product: kinesin family member 25
Exons: 19
Coding region: 1-2181 (726 amino acids)
Biological process (GO): microtubule-based movement
Molecular function (GO): microtubule motor activity; microtubule binding; ATP binding
Source: RefSeq, a predicted model, not a curated record